CGUCACCAGCGACCGCGCGCGAGUGCACCGCCUUGCGGACAGCAGAGCCGGCGCCCCGGCCAACCUGAAGGUCAGAUCCCAGGAUUCCGCCGCCUGCCCUGGCAGGGGCUGGGCCCCUUUGCCCACGUGGUUCGGCUACGGCCACACGGUCGGGGUCUCUGGGCUGGCGCUCUUCUCGGCACUCCAGCGCCCCACCGUUCGCCUCGGCCCCCGUGAGACGGACUGUCAGCACCCCCGCCCGACGCCCGGCGCAGUCAUGCCGCGCACCCCGCUCAUCAGCUCGCUCCUGGUGCUGGCGCUCGUCGCCUUUGGCCUCCGCUGCGCCUUCGUGCCAGCGCCGCAGGCCAGCCCUGCCCGCCUCCUGGAGCUCUCGCCCGCCGCCGCCGCCGCGCUGGCGGGCGCGGCGCCCGCGCUCGCGGCGGAGAUUGACGCCGCCGAGGCGUACAACCGGAAGGUCCUGGAGGGCGCCGCCUACGGGGGCAUGCUCUGCGUCUUCAUGCUCGGCCUCAUCGUGCAGGGCGUCAGGAGGGACGUGGGCAACAAGUGGCUCAACUGA
Messenger RNA from Prorocentrum cordatum, 556 nucleotides. NCBI's taxonomy places the organism in Eukaryota, Dinophyceae, Prorocentrales, Prorocentraceae. The record is from the annotation of a GenBank genome assembly.